Molecule: messenger RNA, 1988 nt
Organism: Papaver somniferum (opium poppy)
Lineage: Eukaryota; Viridiplantae; Streptophyta; Magnoliopsida; Ranunculales; Papaveraceae
Product: shaggy-related protein kinase epsilon-like
Exons: 13
Coding region: 388-1629 (413 amino acids)
Biological process (GO): protein phosphorylation; signal transduction
Cellular component (GO): cytoplasm
Molecular function (GO): ATP binding; protein serine/threonine kinase activity
Source: RefSeq, a predicted model, not a curated record
AAACUAGAAAAAAGACUAUUGUUAUUCUGUCUUUGAUUUCAAUUUUAUAGGGUUUUACUGUUGACCUACCUGUCUUGUAGAUGGAUAAAGAUAUUUUUUUCUUUUUGUGGGUGUGUAAUUUUUUGCUUUCAUUUCUUUUUUAAGCUUUCAUUUCUUUUUCAACAUGUUUCUAAGCUUUCAUUUCUUUUUUAAGGGCGGAUUUUUUUAAGACCAGUAACAAUUGAAGUCUUGAUCUUAGGUCGAUGUUAGCUUUGAAAUGAAGAUGUUAUGAGUUUAAGAAGUGAUAAAACAUGAAUUUGAGCUCCUCUAAGGUUCAAGUUUUUGUCUAAUCAGUGGUUCUUUUGAGUUCUCAUCUCAAACGCAUUACUCUGGUGGCUAUUACAAAACAUGACAUCUUUAGGUACAGCUCCCCCUUUGGCAGUUGAGAAAUCUAGUGGUGAUAAAAUGUCUGUCGAUAAACUUCCAGGGGAAAUCAAUGAUAUGAAGAUCAGGGAUGACAAGGAAAUGGAAGCAACUGUAGUUAAUGGAAGUGGAACUGAAACAGGACACAUUAUUGUGACCACAAUUGGUGGCAGAAAUGGUCAACCCAAACAGACUAUAAGUUACAUGGCUGAGCGUGUCGUUGGACAAGGUUCAUUUGGAAUUGUAUUUCAGGCAAAAUGCUUAGAGACAGGUGAGACUGUUGCAAUCAAGAAAGUCUUGCAGGAUAAGAGAUACAAGAACCGUGAGUUGCAGACAAUGCGCCUUCUUGAUCAUCCCAACAUUGUCUCACUCAAACAUUGUUUCUUUUCAACAACUGAAAAGGAGGAGCUCUAUCUCAAUUUGGUCCUCGAAUAUGUACCUGAAACGGUGUAUCGAGUUGCAAAGCAUUAUAGCAGAGCGAAUCAGCGAAUGCCUCUAAUUUAUGUCAAACUCUAUACAUUCCAGAUUUGUAGAGCAUUGGCCUAUAUUCAUGGGGCGAUUGGAGUUUGCCAUAGGGACAUUAAGCCACAGAAUCUACUGGUUAAUCCACAUACUCACCAGCUCAAGCUAUGUGACUUUGGUAGUGCCAAAGUUUUGGUUAAAGGCGAGCCAAACAUAUCGUACAUAUGCUCCCGUUAUUACCGUGCACCUGAACUCAUCUUUGGUGCAACAGAGUACACAAGUGCAAUUGACAUUUGGUCUGCAGGCUGCGUACUUGCUGAGUUACUUCUUGGACAGCCUCUCUUUCCUGGAGAGAGUGGAGUAGACCAACUCGUCGAGAUAAUUAAGGUUCUUGGAACACCAACAAGAGAAGAAAUUAAGUGUAUGAACCCGAACUAUACUGAGUUCAAGUUCCCUCAAAUCAAGGCUCACCCAUGGCAUAAGUUAUUCCACAAACGCAUGCCCCCAGAAGCAGUAGACGUUGUCUCCAGACUCCUCCAGUAUUCUCCCAAUCUGCGGUGCACUGCUUUAGAGGCUUGUAUCCACCCAUUUUUCGAUGAACUUCGUGAUCCUAAUACGCGUCUUCCUAAUGGGCGAGCACUGCCUCCUCUGUUUAAUUUUAAACCCGAAGAGCUGAAAGGAGUAUCUCUGGAGCUCCUCGCAAAAGUAAUUCCUGAACAUGCAAGGAAGCAGUGUCCUUCUCUUGGUUUCUCGAGCACAACGUGAAAUGACGAAGGUGCUGAGGAUCUGUUUAAGUGCACGUUGUUGCAUGUUUUCCUCGUCAAAGUAAUUCCUGAACAUGCAAGGAAGCAGUGUCCUCCUUCUCUUGGUUUCUCAAGCACAACUUGGUGCUGAGGAUCUGUUCAAGUGCACAUUGCCUAAUUUAACAGAUUGUAUCCUAAUUUCUUAGCAGUGGAUUGAUCUUUUUAUUUCCAGUUAAUGAACUAACUUACUUGACUUAUAAAGAAUGCUGGGUUUAUUCGAUUUUUUUUUUUGUUAUAGGGAAACUUGGUUUUAUUGUAGUUGUACCAACUCUUCAUUUUGUAUAUGAUUGGGAAUCAGUUAACAGAGGGAUCUCUUGUUUA